This is a messenger RNA of Papaver somniferum (opium poppy), 798 nucleotides long. Its product is annotated as histone H3.2. Gene Ontology annotation, cellular component: nucleosome. The record is from RefSeq and is a predicted model, not a curated record. The transcript has a single exon. Gene Ontology annotation, molecular function: DNA binding; protein heterodimerization activity; structural constituent of chromatin. The coding region runs from base 256 to 666 and encodes 136 amino acids. NCBI's taxonomy places the organism in Eukaryota, Viridiplantae, Streptophyta, Magnoliopsida, Ranunculales, Papaveraceae.
AUUUUUUUCCCAUCCGUAUGAUACCUUUUAAACCGCAAACAACUAAGAUCCGUAUGAAACCUUUUAAUUCAUUAUAAACCGUUGAUAAGAACCUAAACAUCUAGCCUCUUCUAUCCUCUAUAAAUCCCCAUUCCCAUAUCCGAACACCUCACAAAGCAAAACCUCUCUCUCCAAACCCAAACCCAAACCCAAACCCAAACCCAAACCCAAACCCAAACCCAAACCCGAGAUCUCUGCAACUCAUCAUCUUCAGCAAUGGCUCGUACAAAGCAAACAGCAAGGAAAUCCACCGGAGGAAAAGCCCCAAGGAAGCAAUUAGCAACAAAAGCAGCUCGUAAAUCUGCACCAGCGACCGGAGGAGUAAAGAAGCCUCACAGAUUCAGGCCAGGAACCGUUGCUCUUCGUGAAAUCAGAAAAUACCAAAAGAGUACUGAACUGUUGAUUCGCAAACUUCCAUUUCAGCGUUUAGUUCGUGAAAUCGCUCAAGAUUUCAAGACUGAUUUAAGGUUCCAGAGUUCAGCAGUUGCGGCAUUACAAGAAGCAGCUGAAGCUUAUCUUGUUGGUUUGUUCGAAGAUACUAAUCUAUGUGCGAUUCAUGCUAAAAGGGUUACUAUUAUGCCUAAAGACAUUCAACUUGCAAGGAGAAUCAGAGGUGAACGUGCUUGAAAAAGAGGGGUUUAAUUUCUUUGUAAAUCUAGAUUAGGGAUCUGUCUUUUUUUCUUCUUCUUUUGGUAUGUAGAACUGUCAGUGCACUGAUUUUGACAAUCUAAUGAAAUGGAAUUUCACAGUUUCUGAAUA